Messenger RNA from Xyrauchen texanus (razorback sucker), 3664 nucleotides. RefSeq names its product protein Wnt-6-like. The transcript has 4 exons. Gene Ontology annotation, biological process: multicellular organism development; neuron differentiation; cell fate commitment. NCBI's taxonomy places the organism in Eukaryota, Metazoa, Chordata, Actinopteri, Cypriniformes, Catostomidae. The coding region runs from base 550 to 1617 and encodes 355 amino acids. The record is from RefSeq and is a predicted model, not a curated record. Gene Ontology annotation, molecular function: cytokine activity; frizzled binding. Gene Ontology annotation, cellular component: extracellular region.
AAAGGUCCCCAGCUGAAGGCAGGAAAAAAACGUGACGAGAGGAGCAUGACAUGCCUUAUAGACGUCUACCUGUUUGGUUCAUGAUGAGAUCUGGAGCGCUUGCAGAAGGGCGCACGCAAAGGUUCAACACAUGGCACUCAGAUUGUAUUAAGCGGUUAAUAUGAAAAAAGGAAUAUUUUACAUUCUAAACAAUUUUUAAUAGUUCCAGCGUUUUAGUUGUUUAGGAGGUUUGAUCGCAUUCCAUUAACCUCGCGAUCUAAACGUCUUCUCCCAGAUUGAAAUCGCCGCGUUAUUGGAUUUUUCCCCAGCUCAUCUGGUUUUGUUGGAUAAAGAUCUCGAGACAUGUGAAUUAAGAUUUUGACCCCUGUCCAAGCGGGUUUUGCGAUCGCCUUCAGCAGAUGAUGUGCUUCUUGAAAGUGCAUUAUUUGGGGCGCUGAAUCUUCUCAGAAAUUAUCAAACUUUCUCACAGGACAAGCCUCUGUCAUCCCUGGACUAGCAUCAAGCCUGCACGGUUUUUCUUCUUCUUACUUUAAGGAUAGUUAUCUCACUAUGACGAUUCCACUUUCCAGAACACAACUUGCCCUCUUCUUUAUUCUGCUUUGUCCAGUCAACAUUAUUGGGCUCUGGUGGGCAGUGGGGAGUCCGUUGGUCAUGGACCCAAAUAGCAUCUGCAGGAAGACAAAACGUCUAGCAGGCAAGCAGGCCGAGCUCUGCCAGACGCAGCCGGAAAUUGUCAACGAAGUUGCCAAAGGUGCUAAGCUGGGUGUGCGAGAAUGCCAAUACCAAUUCCGCUUUCGACGCUGGAACUGUACUAGCCAGAACAAGCACUUUGGCAAAAUCCUCCAGCAAGACAUCCGAGAGACAGCUUUCGUGUAUGCCAUCACAGCGGCGGGCGUGACGCAUGCAGUGACCCAGGCCUGCAGCAUGGGGGAGCUACUGCAGUGCGGCUGUGAGGCCACGCGGAGCCGAGGACCACCCCCGCAUUUAGCCAGCAUGGGCCCAACUGAGGGCGUGAAGUGGGAGUGGGGAGGCUGUGGGGAUGAUGUGGAGUUUGGCUACGAGAAGUCUAAGCAGUUCAUGGACGCUAGGCGGAGGAAGGGCAAGAGUGACAUUCGCACACUGAUUGAUCUUCAUAAUAACGAGGCUGGUAGGCUGGCGGUGAAGAAUUAUAUGAGAACUGAAUGUAAAUGUCAUGGGCUGUCUGGCUCUUGCACUCUGCGGACCUGCUGGAAGAAAAUGCCUCUCUUCCGCGAAGUGGGCGACCGUCUGCUUGAGCGCUUCAACGGGGCAUCCAAAGUGAUGGGUGGGAAUGAUGGUAAGACUCUCAUUCCAGUGGGCCUAAACAUCAAACCACCAGACAAGCAGGAUCUCAUUUACUCGGCUGAGUCGCCAGACUUCUGCCUGCCCAACAGGAAGACUGGUUCCCUGGGCACACGGGGGCGAAUAUGUAACAGCACUGCUCUAGAUGUGAGUGGAUGCGACCUUCUGUGUUGCGAGAGGGGACAUUGGGACGAGACGGUGGUCUUGGAGGAAAACUGUCUCUGCCGUUUCCACUGGUGCUGCGUAGUCCAGUGUAAAAAGUGUUCUGUUAGGAAGGAUCUCAGUUUGUGUCACUAACCAAAAGCCCUUGAUAUAGAGAUUGAGAAGAGUGCAUCAGAAUGAGAAAUCCUCUGGAAGUCAAGCUAGAACAAUCAAGCUCUGUUGCAAAGACUCUUGAACAUUCCAGAUCCACUCUAGAAUGUACUGCAAAACGUGCAUGCACAUUUCAGACCCUGAGUUUUUGGAAAACACUAGAGGUGCAUCUGACUCAUAAUGCACCCUUCAGAAUACCUUUAGAACCACGAGUCUCAAUGAUUACUCAAGAUUUAGGAGGGGUUCAUCAGCUGUGGAGUCAAGACAUUCAGAAAUCCUUAUCUGCAGAGUGAAGAGGGCUUUUGUGUGUCUGUUUCUUUUAGAUCAGCCCUGCUUAUUUUGUCAUUUCAUUGAAUGCUAUAAGUGGUUAUAUCCUCUGUUGAGUCAAUGAAUGGAAGCACUUUCACUGUCUUGAGCACUCACUAUGUGCACACAGGGACAGAAUUGCAGCAAUGGUGAUAAUAGAAGCACAGCAGCAUGAUGGUGCUUGAUGUCAGUGCAAUGGCAAAAGCUGCUCUUGCUCUGUACUAUCUAAAGUGAGAGGGACAUCAAGUAAAGGACAUUUGGAAUAGCGCUCUGUAAAAUGGACAUUGCCUGGACACAAUGAAAAUAAUCUUAUUUAUAUUGUCUAAAAUGACUACUUGUGAGUGAAUUGACUAAUGCCCUGUCAUUUCUUUUAAAAGCACUUUGAAUGUGAGAACUUUUAACAGAAAGAGUAGCAUGUCAUUUCAACCUUAACAUCUGUUGUUUCAAAGGUAAAAAGUAUAUGCAAGAGAAGCAAUGUGUAAAAACUCUGUUUUCAUUUGACAUUUUUUGGUAUAAUAUUUAAUCUUGAGGGCUUUUAAUGCACUUUUACUGGUACUGAACACUCUUUUUCAUCCAUUUGCUCCAUGGUAAGACACAUUUUUAGUGUUUUGAUUGUUUUUAAAUUGUUCACUCACAUUAUUAAUUCUGUCAUUAUUUACUGACCCUUAUGUUGUUCCAAACCUCUAUGACUUUGUUUCUUCUGUGGAACAUAAAGGGAAGUGUUUGGGCAGAAUGUUAGCCUCAGUCACCAUUAACUUUCAUUGCACCUUUUUUUCCAUAAAGUGAAAAGGAAUACCUAACAUCUUAUGACAGAUUUUUCAUUUACGGUUGAAAUGACCCUUUAAGAAUAAAAGUGCUUGCAUAUUAUUGACCUUGCAUAUGCCUUUAGUAUGCUAUCACUGCUCAAUUUGCUAAACUGAUUUUUACAGAUUGUUAAUGACAGUGUAUGAGAAAUGUAUUUCCAUUGUUUGUGAUAUGGUUUCCAUGGCAGUGUCAACUUUUCACAGAUCAGUUCAUGUGUCCCUUUUGAUUUGUCAGUAGUAUCUUUGGGUCAUCAAAACACUGCAUUUCCAUAAAGGGCAAAUUCAGGACUUUUUAGCACCAUAUUCAGUGUCAGACAAAUUAAUCAUAUUUGAAAUAUAAUAUUUCUGCUGUCUGUAUCAUUAAUGAAAUCAGAAACAGCAAUGUUAAGAAACAGACAUAAAGAAUGUAGAGUUUCACUAGAUACUACAGGGUCAGCCAUGAGACUUUCAUCAAGUGUUAAUCUCAAGCACCCCUUCCUUUGUUUGGAAUGUAUUGCAUUUUUUGGAACAUACCUUCAUGAGGUAUCAUCUGAAGUUUUCUUCUUGUUCUCCUAUCUUGUGAGCCACAGACCAUAGAGAAAUACAUCUUUCAUAUGCAUUUGUAAUAGGAGCACAAUAAAUAUAAUGGACUUAAGAUAGUGAAAAGUAAUGGCAUGUCCAGUAAAUGUAAAUGACUUGAAACCACAGUAUUCAGCUCUAUUUAUCUGAGGUCAGUUCUACACUUUAAAUAAAAAUCGUAAACUGGUACAUGAGAAAUGUGGUGGAAGGAUAUGCAAGAUUAUCAAUUGCUCUUCAAAACAACUGUUUAUUAAGUUGUCUUGCAUUAAUUCAUUACAGAAUGUGAUAUUUUGCUUAAUCAUAAUGUCUUUGAGAAAGAAGAUUUAAAUGAUUUAAUAGGUAAUUAUUUAAAAAGUAUAAUGAAA